AGCAAGACUCCGAGAAACAGAGAGAUAGAGAUGGAGGCACUUAAGGUAUGGAGUCUAACGGCGACGCCACUGAAGCAAUUACUCCGUCUAACUUCUUCUUCUACACGUCUCGCCACCACAAUAUAUGGAAGAAGAUCCUACCACUCAUCACCGGCGCUCCGAUGUGCCUCCGCAGCUUCUUCUUCUUCUUCCAAUGCCACGACUGCUGAAACUUCCAAACCACCCGGCCGCAACCGCCGGUCUGCUUCAUCUUCAAAUUCCACAUCUGAUCGUGAAGCUAUCCGCUCCAUUCGCCUUAAAAAGGUUGAAGAAUUGAGAGGUCAAGGUCUUGAACCUUAUGCUUAUAAGUGGGAAAAAACCCACAGUGCAAAUCAGCUUCAAGAGAUAUAUAAGCAUUUAGCUAAUGGUGAAGAAUCAGACAAUGAGAGUGAUCGUGUUUCUAUAGCUGGUAGAGUCGUUGCUCGUAGAGCCUUUGGGAAACUUGCAUUCUUGACUCUCAGGGAUGACUCUGGAACUAUUCAGCUUUACUGUGAGAAGGAGAGGCUUUCAGAUGAUCAGUUUGAACAGUUGAAGGCAUUCAUUGAUAUUGGUGAUAUUUUGGGUGCUAGUGGCUCGAUGAAGAGGACUGAGAAAGGGGAGCUUUCUAUAUGUGUGAAUUCUUUUUCAAUUCUCACAAAGUCUCUCCUUCCACUGCCAGACAAAUAUCAUGGUCUAACUGAUAUUGAUAAACGUUACCGCCAACGGUAUGUUGAUAUGAUUGCUAAUCCUGAAGUGGCUGAUGUGUUCCGGAGAAGGGCAAAGAUCGUUUCAGAGAUACGCAAGACAGUUGAGUCUUUUGGAUAUUUGGAGGUUGAAACUCCAGUUCUUCAGGGAGCAGCUGGUGGAGCCGAAGCAAGACCUUUUGUAACGUUUCAUAAUUCACUUGGGAGGGAUCUCUACCUGAGGAUUGCAACUGAGCUUCACUUGAAGAGAAUGCUGGUUGGUGGGUUUGAGAAAGUGUAUGAAAUUGGUCGUAUAUUUAGAAAUGAAGGCCUUUCAACACGUCACAAUCCUGAAUUCACGACCAUCGAGAUGUAUGAAGCUUAUUCGGACUACCAGAGCAUGAUGGACAUGGCAGAAUUAAUCGUCACUCAAUGUGCAAUGGCAGUUAAUGGGAAGCUAACACUUGAUUACCAGGGAACAGAAAUCUGCCUCGAGCGGCCUUGGAGGAGAGAAACCAUGCAUAAUCUCGUUAAAGAGAUAACAGGAAUCAAUUUUAGUGAGUUGGGGGAAGAUCUCGGAAAUGCCAAAGACACAGUUCUGCUGGCACUCCGAGACGUGCUUGAGCCCAAGGACAAAUCUGGAAUUGGAGCUUGCUCUUCCCUAGGCCAUCUGCUUAAUGAGGUUUUUGAAGUUUUUGUAGAGCCAAAGCUUGUGCAGCCUACAUUUGUCUUGGACUACCCAGUCGAAAUAUCUCCUUUGGCCAAGCCACAUCGCAGCAAUGCAGCUUUGACUGAAAGAUUUGAGCUGUUUAUCUGUGGCCGUGAAAUGGCAAACGCAUUCUCUGAAUUGACUGAUCCCGUGGACCAGAGGACGCGGUUGGAAGAGCAAGUAAGGCAACAUAACGCGAAGAGAGCAGAGGCUGCACCGGAAUCUCCUGAACCAAACGCAAAGAAAGAUGAUGAUGAUGAGUCAUACGAGGUGACCCUUGACGAAGACUUUCUCACUGCCCUGGAAUAUGGAAUGCCUCCGGCUUCGGGAAUGGGGCUUGGAAUUGACAGGCUGGUGAUGCUGUUGACAAACUCCGCGAGUAUAAGAGACGUCAUUGCUUUUCCUGUUCUGAAAGUCCAGCAGUAACUCUUAAUCAUGCCAAAAGUGGUAAUGCAUGUUGUAGCUUUUAUAGCAUUCUUGUGUAUCUUUCUUUAUUGGUGAUUUCUCCAGCAGGAAGUUGGAGUAAGGAUGUGUAACAGACGUAGUUAGACAGCAAAACAAGAAAAAAUUAUUUUAUUC
Messenger RNA from Arabidopsis arenosa, 1989 nucleotides. Lineage: Eukaryota; Viridiplantae; Streptophyta; Magnoliopsida; Brassicales; Brassicaceae. The record is from the annotation of a GenBank genome assembly.